AUGGUGAGCUUGAGCGUGGCCCCCGACCACCACCCACCUUCAUUCAAGCAGCAGCAGCAGCAGCAGCAACCUCGCAGCGCCUUCUCGCCGUGCUCUCCUCUCGCCAUCUACACGUCCAUCGCCAAGACCAACGGUACCAUGAGCGCCCCUACCACCGCCUCCAAGUUCAGCGCAGAUGAUAGCGGCCUCCUCAUCGUCUUCAUGGAGCCGGGCAAGGACGUCUCGCUCGACGAGUUCCACGAAUGGUACGGCAACGAGCACAUCCCGCUCCGCCUUGAGUCGCUGCCCGAGUUCCGCUCCGCAGCGCGGUACAAGGUGACGGGCGCCGUCUUCCCGACCAACGCGGUCUCGACGUCCGAGGUAAAGGCGCCCGGCUGGGCGGCCAUGUACACCAUCUCGUCCAACGCCAUCUUUGCCGACCGCGCCUACACGCGCCUGCGCGACGAGCGCUCGGCGCGCGAGGCCGACAUCUUUGCGCGCAUCGCCGUCGUCGACCGGCGCGCCUACCGCCUCGUCUACGACUCGGACCUCGAUGCCCGCAUCCACUCGCCCGCUAGGCACAAUCUGCGCCCGCAGACAAAGGACGAGAUCGAGCGCGAGAGCCGGUACGUCGUCGCCCACGGCGUCGAGACGGAUGAUGCACAGGAGUACGCAAAGUGGUUCGACGAGGAACACGCCUUCCUCCUCAGCAAGGUGCCCGGCUGGACGAGGUCGCGCAGGUUUGAGCUCGUCGACAACGGCGUCGUCGGCCACGCCGCCGACAAGCAGGGCAGAGAUGCCAAGGAGGUGCCCAAGUUCCUCGCGGUGCACGAGUACACAAACGACCAGCCCGAGUCGACGCAGGAGUACAAGGCGGCCUGCGACACCGAGUGGCGCGCACGAGCCAUGGGCCCCAACGGCGAGCGCAUCGUCAAGCGUGAGAGAAAGACGAUGCAGCUCUUCCGCGCCUAUGACCCCAUCUCGGCGAUGCAAGAAAAGUGA
Molecule: messenger RNA, 981 nt
Organism: Pseudozyma flocculosa PF-1
Lineage: Eukaryota; Fungi; Basidiomycota; Ustilaginomycetes; Ustilaginales; Ustilaginaceae
Exons: 4
Coding region: 1-981 (326 amino acids)
Source: RefSeq, a predicted model, not a curated record